Bipolaris oryzae ATCC 44560 is the source of this 3054-nucleotide messenger RNA. RefSeq lists its product as uncharacterized. The record is from RefSeq and is a predicted model, not a curated record. Gene Ontology annotation, biological process: Golgi to vacuole transport; protein targeting to vacuole. The transcript has 3 exons. Bases 1 to 3054 code for a protein of 1017 amino acids. Gene Ontology annotation, cellular component: AP-3 adaptor complex; endosome membrane; membrane coat. NCBI's taxonomy places the organism in Eukaryota, Fungi, Ascomycota, Dothideomycetes, Pleosporales, Pleosporaceae.
AUGGACCUCAAGGCCACAGCCCUUAUGAAGCUCACCUACCUCGAGAUGUUUGGCCAUGACAUGUCCUGGGCCAGCUUCAACGUCUUGGAAGUCAUGUCGAGUUCAAAGUUUAAGCAAAAGCGCACAGGAUAUCUGGCUGCCGUACAGAGCUUCCGCAGGGACACCGAGGUCCUGGUGCUUGCCGAGAACCAGCUCAAAAAGGAUAUUAUGAGUCCGAGCCCCCAGUAUAUUGCGCUUCCGCUUGGCGCCAUCCCGCACGUCAUCAAUCCCAGCAUGGCCAAUUCAGUCCUGUCAGACUUGAUACCGCGACUCACACACUCUAACGCAAUGGUCCGCAAGAAGACUGUCGUUACGCUGUACAGACUAGCCCUGGUAUAUCCCGAGACACUGCGACCUGCAUGGCCCAAGAUCAAGGAACGUUUGUUGGACGAUAAUGAGGAUCCGAGCGUGACGGCUGCCAUUGUAAAUGUCGUGUGUGAGUUGGGAUGGAGGCGACCCCAAGACUUUCUGCCGUUGGCGCCUAGGUUGUUUGAUCUCUUGGUUGAAGGAGGAAAUAACUGGAUGGCCAUCAAGCUUAUCAAACUUUUUGCUACUUUGACUCCGUUGGAACCCCGAUUGAUCAAGAAACUUCUCCCGCCUCUAACUAAAAUUAUUCGGGAAACAUCUGCCAUGUCUUUGCUGUACGAAUGUAUCAGUGGCAUCAUCCAGGGUGGCAUUCUAGAAGCUGUCGAAGGCACCUCGGAAGGAGAAGAGGUUGCAAAGUUGUGCGUUGGCAAACUGCGCGGCAUGAUGAUAAUAGAGGGUGAUGCAAAUUUAAAAUACGUCGCAUUGCUUGCUUUCGAAAAGAUUGUCACGUCCCAUCCCUAUCUUGUCUCCCAGCAACAAGACGUCAUUCUUGAAUGCAUUGACGAUCCCGACAUUUCAAUACGGAUGCGCGCUCUGGAUCUUGUCGUUGGCAUGGUCAAUGCCGAUAAUUUAACAGCCAUUGUAGGACGAUUGAUGCGACAAUUACGUAAUGCGCCAGUUGCAACUGCAGUAAACGAUCCAAACAACGACCGAGGCAGAUUGACUGGUGUCACACCUUAUGGCGACGACGAUUCAGACGCCGAAGAUAAUCUACCACAACACGAACAGAAAUCAGACCAACCGCCACCCUUGCCAGAUGACUAUCGCACAAGCGUAAUUCGAAGGAUUCUAGAAAUGUGCUCGCGUGAUACGUACAGCAACAUUAGCGACUUUGAAUGGUACAUUGAUGUUCUCACUCAGCUUGUCCGCGUAUCACCAGCUACAAAGGCAACUUCAGUGAUAGAAGAGGAGGAGGAAGAGUCAGAACAUGCUGAUGAGACUGGUGCUGGCAUUGGGUGUGAGCUACAAAAUAUUGCUAUACGGGUGAAAAGCGUUCGGCCAGAAGCUGUCGAAGCUGCACAGUCACUUGUUCUUAUCGAUCGUCGGGACCAGAUGUUUCCCGCUUCAGGUAAUGGCGGCCAAGGCGUGCUCGAGUACGCUGGCUGGCUUGUAGGCGAGUACGCCCGCUACCUCACUAGACCGGAACCUGUCAUGACCUCCCUCUUGCAUCCUGCUUCGCUCCAGCUGCCUUCAAAAACCCUCGCCAUCUACCUGCAGGCGAUACCUAAAGUCUUCUCCAGCAUGGCCGGAAACGAUCAAAUAGCGUGGACUCCGGAACGCAAGACAUUAAUGUCUCUUCUCAUGGCACGAAUCAUCCACUUUCUAGAGCCACUGUCGACGCACCCUAGCCUGGAGGUGCAAGAACGUUCGGUCGAGUACCUGGAACUAAUGCGCCUUGCCGCAGAAGCCGCAUCGGGCACUGCUGCUAGUGCAAAUCAGAACGAGUUUACUGACCCACCUCUCCUGCUCACACAAGCCAUCCCUGCCCUCUUCUCUGGAGCUGAGUUGAAUCCAGUGGCCCCUGGCGCGCAACGCAAGGUUCCCAUUCCUGAGGAUUUAGAUCUCGAUACGCCCAUCAACUCCAAUCUGCAGCAUCUGCUUUCUGCAGUCGACGCGGAGGGCUUCGAGACAGAAGAAGAUGAUGUUUAUGCCGCAUACUCUGAACCAGCUGCCGCCCUGACAGAAGCACCAACCGUUAUAGCGCCAGCAGCAGACCGCCUUGAUGGCUCCCAAAAGGAGCCAACAUCUUAUCAAAAUGCUACGGAAGACGAAUAUCUGGAUCCCGAUAUCAUUGCUCGUCGGAAAGCAGAACGCAGAGAGCGAUACAAAGACGACCCUUUUUAUAUUGACCCUGAGGGGGAUACCAGCGGACCAGUGACACCUCUGAGUAGAAUCGUACGGGACGGAAACAGGGAGAACAACGACCUGGAUAUCGACUCCAUCCCGAUCAUGGAGCUCAACCUUGACAGCAAGGGCUCUUCCUCUGAACACCUUCCGCGGUCACGGAGUCCUCGUAAACCGAUACGCAAAGUGGAUAUUAUGGGCGACGAGACGCUCGGAUCUGCUGCACCAGAACCCUCCAUUAGCAGAGAAGACAGUACACAGGGGCGCCCGGGCAAAACGAAGAAGUCACUCCUCCAAGUCGACAGUUCGGGUCUCGGUGCGCUAAGUCUGGACGAUAACGACGCCCCUUCGAACCGCAAGCUUACGGCGCUCGAGAUGGAGCGCAAGGCACAGGAAGAUGCUGAAAUGAAGCGAGCGCUACAAGAGGUGGAGCGCUUGCGACUGGAGAUGCAGCGCGCUAGUGAGAGACUAUUAGUCAAGGAGGAAGUUGCAGUCAAAAAGAAGAAGAAGAGAAAGGUGAGAAAGGUUGCUGUUGAGGGAGACGAGCCGGAUGAAAUGGCACUAGAGGCUACUAUAGGUGUUGAUGGCGGUGAAGCAGGAGAUGGAGAAGAGGCAAAGACGACGCCUGUCAAGAAGAAGAAAAAGAAGAAGGUCCAGACUGUUGAAGGUGACGGUGGUAGCCAGGACAAGGUUGAUCAGGGGCAACCUGAGGCUGGAGACCAAGACGAUACCAAGGUCAAGAAGAAGAAAAAGAAGAGGAGGACGGUAGUCAUAGAUGAUGGCGGAGAUGCGCCUGCCGAGUAG